This is a messenger RNA of Drosophila takahashii, 1254 nucleotides long. Its product is annotated as C-type lectin domain family 4 member F-like. The record is from RefSeq and is a predicted model, not a curated record. Lineage: Eukaryota; Metazoa; Arthropoda; Insecta; Diptera; Drosophilidae.
AUGCUGAAGCUGGCAUAUUUUCCUGUUCUGAUCUUUAUUAUCCUGGAAUUCCAGGGAUCCUUGGCGAACUCCAAGAACUCCGUUUGCCUGCUGAAGGACCCGCCGAAUCAGUGUGGCCAAUUCUGCCUCACCAAGCUGCAUCCGAUGAUCGAUUCGAUUCCCGAGACCAAUUCCAAGCUUGAAAGGAUCCUAGGCGAGCAGCAGGCUCUGAGGACCGAGCUCCUGGAGGCUCAUCGGAGUUCCUUGAGUAACAACGGAAGCGAAAGGCCUAAUAUGGGGGUAAGGCACCAACUUCAGUUGCUGUUCACCAAAAUGGAGAAUCUGGAGGCCCAGCUACAAACCUUUGUAAAGGACAACCGAAGGCCUCAUCGGGAGCCGCAGCAGAGGGCCUUGAAAAAAGAGGACUUCGAGGCGAUGUUGAGUGUGACGGAGGGUCACCUUCUGGUGGUGAAUUCCGAGUUGAAGAGCCAGUUGAAGGAGCUGCUAAGUCAGAAGGACAAGCACACCUCCCUCCACGAAUCCCUGAAGGAGACCUUCCUUAAGAGAGCCGUCGAGAAGAGACUAAGCAAAACAGAGGGACAACUGCAGUUGUUCGAGAACAAAUUGGAGGCCAAAAUUCAGCAGCUUCAUAAGAAAACCGAAACGGAACUUUUGGCCCUGCAGGCGAAAAUCGAGAGCCAGCAUUAUGCGCUCGAGGAGAUCCUCUUCAGGAUCCACGCCAAAAAUAUCCCCCCGCAAUUCCAACUAAUCGGUACAAGGUACUUCUAUAUUGAGUUCUCCAUUAAGCGUUCUUGGUACGAGGCUGCGGCCACAUGUCGUCGAAUGGGCGGCUAUUUGGCUGCCUUCGAAACCCAAGAGGAACUGCAGGCCAUCGCUGGGAAAUUCGGAAAUCGGGGGCACUGGUUCUGGACCGGCAUCAACGACCUGCGGGAAAGCAGGAAGUUCAUGAGUGUGGCCUCCGGAAAGCCUGCCAAAGUCCUCAGCUGGAAGGUGGGAAAUCCCAGCCUUCGCAAUGCCUGCGUUGUUCUCAACGACGAUUAUAUGAUCGAUACCUUUUUCAAUGCCAAUUUUGCCCUGUGUAGCUGCUGCCGCAACAGCAACUGUAAUAAUCGCAGCAGCAACAUAAUCAACUGUAGCAGUGGCAACACGGCAGCAACAUGCAAUAUUAGCAGCCACAGCAGCAACAUGAAGAACCUGAGCAGCGACAGCAACAUGCAGCAGCAACUGGAACAACAGCAGCAACAUGAGACAUAA